AUGUCGGUUGUGACACCCAGGGUUCAACCCAAGGAUGGUUGGGCAAACGGUAAUGGAUGGGCUCUGUUGGCUGGGCCCUUGUCCAAUUCUUCCUUCAACCCCAUUGUUGAUUCUGAGUCGCCCAAACGUCCACCAUUCUUCCUCAAUCUCUUGGCUCAUUCGUCCUUGGACUUUGCUGCUUAUCACCUUCAAAUCUUUGCAGUCAAACUUCAUGGCUGUAAUGCCAAAACUGACUCUUUUCUUCAUGUGCAUCCUCAUUCACAUCUUCAUCUGCAGAUGUACCUGACCCUCAAAACCAUUCAUUCACUACUUUCCUGCAUUGGCUUAGUUCCCAAAUCGGCCUUAAACCCGCGGGUGUUAUGGCCUGGAUCAGUCAAUGGCAUAAACGCAAUGCUCAAGCUAUUAGUUCAAUCUAUCAAGACCAAAUACAGAUCCAUGAGCUUAGAUAUGGGAAAGAACUGA
This is a messenger RNA of Puccinia graminis f. sp. tritici CRL 75-36-700-3, 462 nucleotides long. RefSeq lists its product as uncharacterized. Bases 1 to 462 code for a protein of 153 amino acids. NCBI's taxonomy places the organism in Eukaryota, Fungi, Basidiomycota, Pucciniomycetes, Pucciniales, Pucciniaceae. The record is from RefSeq and is a predicted model, not a curated record. The transcript is spliced from 4 exons.